Messenger RNA from Lycium barbarum (goji berry), 789 nucleotides. RefSeq lists its product as uncharacterized. The coding region runs from base 112 to 570 and encodes 152 amino acids. Lineage: Eukaryota; Viridiplantae; Streptophyta; Magnoliopsida; Solanales; Solanaceae. The record is from RefSeq and is a predicted model, not a curated record. The transcript is spliced from 2 exons.
AAUUCCUCAGCAUUCACCAGACAAAAAUAACUAACUUCCAACAUAAUUCAAAACCAAAUUUAAUUCACAUUCCUCAUUUCUCUCGUCAAGGUUCAUCAAUAAAGGUUAAAUAUGGCGGAGGAGAAUGUGGAGUUUGAUCUGAAUCAGAAGAUAGCCUCAUUGGAGCGCGAAAUACAUUCGUUACUAAUGAAAAUUGAGAAGUUAGAAGCAACAGGAAAUCAUCAAAGAGUUAUAUUAGAACUAAAGGAGAGAGAAAUUUGGGGCCUAAAGCAGAAGCUUGAGGAACUAGACGGCGCUGUGAUAAAAUACAGUGAGUGGCAAAAGGAGAAGGACAUGAUUUAUAUGGUGAAGGACGAGUUGUCCAAGAGGGUUAAAGAAAUGCUAACUAAAGUCUCUGAAUUGGAGGAAAAAUUGGAGAUUCAGGAAAACGUGAUUUCCCAAAGGCUUGUUGAGGAAAAUUUACAUCAAUUAUUUGGUGUAAACGUAGAGUGGCCAAUGGUGGCUACAUCCGUAGUUGUUGCAAUUACUAUCGGUGUCUUGUGUUAUCAUCGAGAUGGAAGAAAAAUAUAAACUAAGGGAUUUUUUUCAACAUCUCAUUAAGUUGAGUUUUUUGUCUGAUCAAGUUUUUGUAAUUUACAAUUUUGAUUGCUCUUUGGUUAUGUUGGGCGUUAUUACUACUUAGGUUUACUUAGAUUGAUAUAUGUACAUUUUGCUGUUAGUACUCUUCUUUAGUGUGCAGGAAUUUUGUUGAUUAUUGUUUUCCUUCAAAUAAGAAAACAAGGUCUGUUG